Messenger RNA from Apis cerana (Asiatic honeybee), 2581 nucleotides. RefSeq names its product nuclear cyclophilin protein Moca-cyp (gene Moca-cyp). Gene Ontology annotation, molecular function: peptidyl-prolyl cis-trans isomerase activity; cyclosporin A binding. Gene Ontology annotation, cellular component: mitochondrion; cytoplasm. Gene Ontology annotation, biological process: protein peptidyl-prolyl isomerization; protein folding. NCBI's taxonomy places the organism in Eukaryota, Metazoa, Arthropoda, Insecta, Hymenoptera, Apidae. The record is from RefSeq and is a predicted model, not a curated record.
UGUAUGGAAUAAGACUGCAUCUGAUUAUGCAACAACAGCACGAAUUAGAGAUACAUUAAGGAGAGUUUUACAUCUUCCAGCAAGUGCCUCAAUGGAAUACAAAACUCAUAAUGAAAGUUUAAAAAAUGUUCAUCGGCUCUAAAAUCUUGUGAUGUCGACUCAAAGAUUUGAAUUCUUUAUGGAUUUUCAGGAAAAUAUAAAAGAAGAUACCAUGGUUUCUGUUAAUCCCAGAGUAUUUUUUGAUAUAGAAGUGGGUGGUCUACCAAUGGGUCGCAUAGUAUUUGAACUCUUUGCAGAUAUUUGCCCAAUAACAUGUGAAAAUUUUCGUGCCCUAUGUACUGGAGAAAAAGGACUUGGAAAAACAACUGGCAAACAAUUACAUUAUAAAGGAAUUGUUUUUCAUAGAGUAGUUAAAGAUUUUAUGAUUCAGGGUGGUGAUUUUUCAGUAGGUAAUGGAACAGGAGGAGAAUCAAUUUAUGGUGGAACAUUUGCAGAUGAAAAUUUUAUUUUAAAACAUAAUAAAUCAUUUUUAUUAUCAAUGGCAAAUCGUGGUAGAGAUACAAAUGGUUCACAGUUUUUUAUUACAACACAACCAGCGCCUCACCUCGACAAUGUCCAUGUGGUUUUUGGAGAAGUAGUGUCUGGCCAGGAAAUUGUUACACAUAUUGAGGGACUUCCAGUAGAUCGUAUGUCUCGUCCGUUACAAGAUGCGAAGGUUGUAAAUUGUGGAGAACUUGUACUGAAAGUCAAAAGUAAAGUAAAGAAACAUGAGACAAAGGAAAGCACUUCGUCCGAAUCUGAUUCUGAUUCAUAUGCUGAAAAACCUAAAAAGAAAAAAAAGGCCAAAAAAAAUAAAAAAAGAGCAAAAUCGGAGGAUGGUGAAAUUCAUGAUUCUAAUGAAGAUGAACUUGGAAAACCUCAUCCUCUUGUUUCGGUUACAAAAAUCGAUCCUGAUGAAAUUCCGGAAGUACCAGCAAAUAAAUUUUUAUAUAGAGCAGGACCUACUAAUAAUGCAAAUCAAAAAGAAUUUAGACAACAUUAUGGAAGAGAUCGGGUACGAUCACAUAGAAAAACUGGUCGCAUAUUUAAAGGAAGAGGAAUUUUUCGAUAUCAUACACCAUCACGUAGUCGUUCGAGAAGUGUUACACCACCUCAUUGGAAACAAGCUCAAAAUCGUACUAUUAAAUUGCAUGAAUUUCAGAAAUUAGAAAAAGAACGUCUAAAAAAAGAAGAAGAAUUGAAAAAACGCGAAGCUGAUAGAAUUAAAAAGUUUACUGAAAAUCCUGAUGAAGAUAAUCAAAUAGUGGAUAAAUUUGAUGUCGAAGCACAUAUAUCUGAGGAAUUGGAAAAUAAAGAAAACGAUCAAUCUGAUGAAAAAAAAAGUGGCAGUAAAAAUAUAGAUCAAGAACAAGAUAAUUUAAAUACUAGUUCAGAUAUUAAUGAUACAAUGACAAAAGACAAAAUAGAUGGAAAACAUAAAAAUGAGAAGUUAUUGAAACGUGAUUUACAUCGAUCGUAUGGUAAUAGGUCUUCACGACGAGAAUCUCGAGAUAGAAGUAAAAGGCGGGGAUCUGGUCGGUCUAGAUCGCGAGAUCGACGUAGAUCUCGAGAUAGAGAUUACGAUCGUAGAAAUAGUCGCGAUAGAAGAAAUAGAAGAAAUUAUUAUCCUCGAAGACGAGAUUUUUAUAGAAUUAAUAGACCUGGUAGAGAUAAUUACAGAUAUUAUGAUAGACGCAAUGAUUAUAGAAAAACAAAUAACUCUAAUUCUAACCAUGAUACGGAUAUUAAUUCAUCUCGUUAUGAUAAAAAUCGAAGAAAAAGUGAUAAUACCUCAGACUCUAAUAAUCAACCAAAAUUCAAACGUCGCUCACGUUCGACUAGUUCUAGUAGUCAACACUCCAAAGAUUAAAUACAAUUAUUUUUAUUUUUAUUUUUCUGCAUUAUAAAGAAGAAAUAUAAUUUAUGCAGUAAAUUACAUUUAUAUUUUCAAAUCUUAUUAGAAUUUGUUUCUUUAUAACAUAUAUAAAUUUAUAUAUAAGAAAUUCUGUCUUAAAUUAAUAAUAUUUCAAAUAAUAUUAGGUUUUAAUAUAUUUUAAAUGUAAAUUUCAAUUUUCCAACAAUUAGAAUUCUCUUAUAUGUCGAUAAUUUUUGUAUUUCUACAGAAUGAAUAUAAUGUGUUAAAAAUUAUAAUUGUUUAAUUGUUUAAUUAUAUAUAAUUUUGAAAAAAACAUAAGCUAAAAUAUUUAAUACUAAACGUAUAAUAUAUCUAUCUAUAUAGCAUUACUGUAAAUUAAAAAUACUUUUAUAUAGUAAAUAAUUAAUAUAUAAGUUACAUUUGAAGAUAUUUUUAGAUAUAAUUCUAUAUAUUUUCAACGUUUCUUUGUAUUGAAAAAAAAAUUGUAAAUGUAUUGAAAAGAUUUAAAUUUACAAAUGGAAUUAAGUUAUAUUUUCUGUAAAAUUAUUCUUAGAAAUUUAACAAAUUUAGAUUACAUGGAAAAUAAAAAAUUUUCAUAUAAUUUAAAAAGAUAUUUAUAUUAACAUGUUGUAUGAUCAUUAUUCAAAAUAAAUAAGAGAUAAUAUA